AUGACCAACAUGUGCCUCAAAAGCGCAGUAGCAGUCAUUGUCAAAACAGCUGGUAAAGCUAUUGUAUCCAACAUUCCCGAACCAGCAUUGAAGCCCGAUUUUGUAAAAGUCAAGACUGUCGCAGUAGCUAUCAAUCCAACGGACUUCCAUCAUGCAUCAGAUGUUGCACCGAAUGGUCAUAUACUUGGAUGUGAUUAUUCUGGUGUAGUAGAAGAAGUUGGACCAGAAUGUAAAAAUUCGGAUUUGAAAAAAGGAGAUCGUAUUUGUGGAUCUUGCCAUGGUGGAAAUACCAAUGAUAAAGAAAGUGGUGCAUUUGCAGAAACCAUAUUUGCACCAGAUGGCGUCUUGAUUAAAAUCCCAGACAAUAUGUCAUUCGAAGAUGCAGCAACAAUUGGUGUAGCAAUCACCAGUACAGGUCAAGUUCUUUAUAUGAAUAUGAAACUUCCACUUCCUACUGAACCUACCAAAACUCCAUUUCCCAUAUUAAUUUAUGGUGGAAGUACAACUAGUGGAGCUAUGGCAAUUCAAUUUGCCAAAUUAUCCGGUCUUACAGUCAUAACAACCUGUAGUCCCUCAAACUUUGAUUAUGUCAAAUCACUCGGAGCUGAUGCAGUUUUUGAUUAUCAUUCUCCCACUUGUGGUGCUGAUAUUCGAGCUCAUACUAAUUCAUCUCUUCAUCAUAUAUAUGAUUGUAUAUGCUCCGAAUCUACAUUCGCCAUCUGUGCUGAAGCUUUUCCUGAAAAGGGGACUUUUACUGGAGAAUUGAAAUUCAUCAGUGUACUUCCUGUUGAAACAUUUUCAAGAAAAAAUGAGGAAAAUGUUGAUGCUAAAGCUUUCUUAGCAUAUACUGCUUUUGGGAAAGCUUUUUCCAAAUUUGGCUUGGAUAUUCCAUUUUAUCCAGAACAUUAUGAAUUUGCAGUUCGAUUUUGGAAGAUGAGCUCAAAGUUACUUGAGGAGGGAAAGAUAAAGAAUCAACCUGCUAUUGUGAGACGAGGAGGAUUAAAGGGAGUAAUUGAUGGUAUGUUGGAAGUAUCGGAAGGUAAAGUUAGUGCGGGGAAAUUGGUUUAUAGAAUUGAUGAAACCCCAACGGAUGAAGAAUUAGAGAAGGUGAGUAGUGAGGAAGAACAAGAGAUCAAGGGAGCUGAUCUUUACAAAUCUCAAUGGAUGCAAUGA
Messenger RNA from Botrytis porri, 1173 nucleotides. RefSeq lists its product as uncharacterized. The record is from RefSeq and is a predicted model, not a curated record. The transcript has 6 exons. Bases 1 to 1173 code for a protein of 390 amino acids. NCBI's taxonomy places the organism in Eukaryota, Fungi, Ascomycota, Leotiomycetes, Helotiales, Sclerotiniaceae. Gene Ontology annotation, molecular function: oxidoreductase activity, acting on NAD(P)H.